Molecule: messenger RNA, 444 nt
Organism: Rotaria sp. Silwood2
Lineage: Eukaryota; Metazoa; Rotifera; Eurotatoria; Philodinida; Philodinidae
Source: the annotation of a GenBank genome assembly
AUGCUUCUAACGUCUGAAGGAAAAUAUCGUUUUCUAAGUAUUUUUAUAUGGUUCGAUAGAGCUCGACGAGCUCUACAAGAAUAUGAAUAUCAAAAAAAUUCUGAUGCUAUUUCCAAUACAAAACUUGAAGGAAAUCAGAAAGAAUCUUUAAGUGUUCACGUUCGUUUAGGAAAAAUUCCACGCAAAACUGAUCAACGAAUACAUAAUCUUCUCUAUCGUAAAUCAAAACUGGAAACUGUCAGUGGAACUUCAACUGUCCUUAGUGGAUUUGCUAUUGUAGCUCUUGUCAAAUUGUCGAUCGAUUCAUAUUCAUAUAUUUUUUCUCGUGAUGGUGUACUUACAGUUUAUGUCAUUGUAUCAUAUCUCUUAGUUAGUGUUCAUUUAUUGGCUUUACUUAUGUCAGUAUGUAUUUUACCUGAAGUAAAAAGUAUCUUAACCCUUUGA